Molecule: messenger RNA, 3250 nt
Organism: Nematolebias whitei (Rio pearlfish)
Lineage: Eukaryota; Metazoa; Chordata; Actinopteri; Cyprinodontiformes; Rivulidae
Gene: plk3
Product: polo-like kinase 3 (Drosophila)
Exons: 15
Coding region: 132-2147 (671 amino acids)
Biological process (GO): regulation of cytokinesis; DNA damage response; mitotic G1/S transition checkpoint signaling
Cellular component (GO): centrosome; nucleus; cytoplasm
Molecular function (GO): protein serine/threonine kinase activity; ATP binding; protein binding
Source: RefSeq, a predicted model, not a curated record
GUUCAGAUGGAGUCAGACAGCGCACAGGGACAGUAACAGAGCAGCAGACUGCUUAAGGAAAAGGAUAAGCAGCGACAACAGGAGGGGGCGGACAUAUUUAUUUGCACACGGACAGUUUUUUUACGCGUUGGAUGGAUUCCGGUUGUUUUUCCGCGGCGCAGCGUCUUUCGUGCCACAACAACAUGGUGAGCGUGGAUUUAUUCAAGCCUGUUCCGGAGCGUGGACUCCAGCAGCUGCAGUCCUCAGCUGCUCCGGCCAAAACCAGCAGGAAUAAAGGCGAACAAGCCAAACCAGAGCUGGCUCAGGUGGUGACGGACCCCAAAACUGGAAGAUCCUACAGCAAAGGGAAGCUUCUGGGAAAGGGUGGCUUUGCUAGAUGCUAUGAGAUGACAGACCUUUCCAACAACAAAAUGUUUGCUGUGAAGGUGAUUCCACAGAGCAGGGUCUCCAAACCACACCAGAGGGAAAAGAUUACAAAUGAGAUCGAGCUGCACAGAACGCUGUCGCACAAGCACGUGGUGAAAUUCUCCCAUUAUUUCGAAGACCAGGAAAACGUCUACAUAUUCCUGGAGCUCUGCAGUCGAAAGUCCCUGGCACACAUCUGGAAGGCGAGACACACGCUGACAGAGCCCGAAGUGCGAUAUUAUCUUAAACAGAUCAUUUCCGGUCUCAAGUACCUCCACAGCAAGGGGAUCCUGCAUCGAGAUCUCAAACUGGGGAACUUCUUUGUCAAUGAGAACAUGGAGCUGCGUCUGGGAGACUUCGGCCUCGCUGCCAAGUUGGAGACCGUCGAACAGAGAAAAAAAACAAUCUGUGGAACUCCAAACUACCUGGCCCCGGAGGUGCUGAACCGGCAGGGCCACGGCACAGAGUCUGACGUCUGGUCCCUCGGAUGUGUCAUGUACACGCUGAUGUGUGGCAACCCUCCAUUUGAGACUCUCGACUUGAAAGAGACGUACAAAUGCAUAAAGGAAGUUCGGUACAACCUGCCCUCCACAAUCUCCCCUUCUGCACAGAGACUCAUCUCAGGCAUCUUACAAAAGAAUCCCAGCGACAGACUCACUCUGGAUCAAAUUCUCAACCACGAGUUCAUCAAAGGUUUCACUCCUGACAAACUUCCUCCCAGCAGCUGUGUGACGGUGCCAGAGCUCCAUCCUCCAAGCCCUGCCAAGAAAUUCUUCACUAAAGUCGCCAAGAGCCUCCUUGGCAAGAAGAAGGCUAAAGCGGAAAAAAUACCAAAUGAAGAAAAAGAAGACAAAGAUAUUUCCAAGCUGGUUUCGGGCAUUGUCAAGUGUUCCAUCAACCGGCAGAUAAGCUACAAAACUGUGGGAGCCAAUGAGGCGCCCUCUCCCUCUGGUCAGCUGGUCAGCACUGUGCCUCUGGAGCAAACCCCAGCUGAGGAGGAAUCCAGAAAGUCCAUCUCCCGCUCCUUCAAGGGCACCAUGGCAAGCAGCAGUGAACCAUGUGAAGAUGCCCUGACUCCCGCAGCUGUUGCAGAAGCUGCCAUGAAAGUUCUCAAAAAUUGCCUGGCCACCAUGCCUACAGCCAAUAGAAACCCCCCCAGCUUGUCCAGGCCUCAGUCUUUUCUGUGGGUCACCAAAUGGGUCGACUACUCCAACAAAUACGGUUUUGGCUACCAGCUGUCGAACAGGAGCAUCGGCGUGCUCUUCAACGAGGGAACGCAUCUCAGUCUUUGUGAUCAACGCAAGACAGUUCACUACUGCUUGACGAACAACAAACACUUUACUUUCCCAACUCACUCGCUCCCUGAGCAGCUUCGAAGCCAGAAACAAAUAGUGGAACUCAUGGCCAACUACAUGGAGCAGAACCUGAUGGAGGGUGCAGAUCUGCACUGUGAGGAGCAGUUCUCCGGCUCUCCUCCUCUGCUCCUUCAGUGGGUGAAGACUGACCAUGCUCUUGUCAUGCUCUUUAACACCGGAACUCUACAGGUGAACUUCUACACGGACCACACAAAGAUCAUCCUGUGCAAGUCGUCGGACGAUUCCUACCUGCUCACGUACAUAACUCGUGAACGCAUCUCCUACACGUACCUCCUCAGCAUGCUGACUGAGACGGGCUGCACCUCGGAGCUACGUCAUCGACUCAAAUAUGCGGUCCAACUGCUCCAACACCACACUGAUGCCUGAAAGGACUGUUUGGCACCACCUCCUCGGGCUGAGUGGCUUCAGAAGCAGGACGGACAAGUUAAACUUUUUUUUUUUUUUUUCCUUACCCAGCCUGGUCGGUUGAACUGUCAAGGCGGUGCAGAGGGCAAGUGAAGCCUGUUGACUGAUGAAUAGCUGCUCAACUCGACUGAGUGAAAAACAAUCUUUUCUGGACGAUGAGUUUGAAUGAUCUUGAUGAACGUUGAGCGGUUCUGAAGUUUCCCCAAAGAAGCAGCUGCCUCAUGGGUUUGUGCCUACCCAGAUUGCUCCUGCAAGGUGUUGCCUGAAAUAAUGGAUUCCAGGAGCUGACAUUUUCCUGUUUACUCACUUGAAACCACUGCUGUUUGGGUGGACCUUUGAAAGCCAAUGACCCUGCAGCUCGUCGGCCGGUAGCCGACGAUGCAGGCACGGCUUCUCGAAGGCGUCUUAAACACUAAAUCUGUUCAUACAAAGCUUGUAAACAGAACUGGGCUGACCUUGCGGUUGAAGUGCACUUGGGCUCAUUUUUCCCAAAAGCAUUUUAACAGCAAGUUCUUCCUGCUCUUAGACUGCAACUGUGAUCUUUCAGCUGAGUUGCUUUCGGUAAAGAGACCAGUUUGACGAGAACGAACCUCCAACCCUCAGUUGAUUGCUGGCUUCAAUGGUACACGCAUUCAUAUUGCAUUUUGUUCUUUGAAAACUGAGCCAGCUGGAUCACUAGGUCUUAACCUCACAUGCACAACAUAUUUCUGCCCUUUUUUUUUUUCUUUUUUUUUUUAUUAGUCCUUGCUUUUUCAGCUCCAUGGUCACUUUUUUUUGUUUUUUAUUUCACUGACGCGGUACACGACAUGGACUGAGAGCGACACAGUUUUUGCACUUUUUAUUUUGAUAACUUUUUUUUGUUGUAAUUGUUGUUAGGAAGAGCAUUUUUAUACAAUCACAUUUUUUUUUUUUUACAAGUUUUUAAUGACAUACCAAGUGAUUUGGUUUUAAAAUAAAGUAUUUCAGUUUUAAAUUCACUUGAAAGUGUGUGUGUGUGUAUUACACACAUGCCAGUAAACGGGACAAACUGAGGGUUUGGAGGUGGAUUUAAAAGUGCCUUUUUA